AUUUUUAAUAGUUUUAUUUUUUACCACGUUCCAUUCAUUCACGCAUGUAGUUAUGGCCAGUAUGAAGUGCAGUGAGGAUGUGUCUGUGGUCUGUGUGUCAGGUGGUGCGAUGCCUCAACAGUUACAGGCCUUCCAGGUUCACCCCAGUCCUCAAAGCAGUGACAGCAGUCCAGAGAUCAGCCAGACCUCCACCAGCUCCACUGCAAGCCACACCGCUACGAUAGUCACUUCCUCAGUGCCUUCUUCAGUGGCAGGUCACAUGAUGUACCCCGGAGCGCACGUCAUGUACGCUACAUCCACCCCUACCCUUGCCGACGGGGGUCUAACUGUGCUCAAUACCUUCCCACAAACACCCGCCGCGAUGCACAUGUCCCACACACAAGCCCAAGACUCAGGUGCAGUUCCUCAGAUGUUUUUCACAGGACCUCCUGGAACCGUACAGAUCCCAGUUUCAGCCGUUCCACUACAUUCGAUGUUGAUAAACCAGCAGCCCACCGGUAGCAGCAGCGCCACCCUCACGGAGCUGCGGGUGGUGAAUCUGGACAAUCCCAAAGGAGACUGACCCGUAACGCAGGAGGCCGGUGUGACCGUUCACUCGCACUGAUAUUCCAGGGAUCACUCAUGCCAUGCAGUCAGACUGCCAUUGUAUUUAUUACUGCCUUCUCGCUGCGUGGGACAUGCGUCAAUAAUGAGGUGUAACGGGACGUUUGAAGGAUGAUCACGUCUCCUCACGGACUCGUUUUGGUGGGUAGUGUGAUAAUGGAUGAUUUUUGUUCACGCGCAUCUAUACUUCAGGAUUUCAUAGAGACGUGUCUGCACUAUCGCUUCUGGGUCUUCACCUGUUUUUGCCGAGAGGUGUACGAUUAUGUUCACUUUCAGUAAAUUCAAAACCUCUUCGCUGUACAACAGUUGAAGGAUCUUCAGUUCAAUCUUUCUUUCUUUUGGGAAUGCCUCUCUUGAUCUGAUUUGUAAUUCGUUUUUCUUUUGAGGUAAAAAAUGGAUUCUUUCCAGAGUUUAUGUUGUGAAAUCAGCUCUUCGGUAUAGUUCCAAUGGCGGUAUGUGUGUUAUUUAUCG
Sinocyclocheilus anshuiensis is the source of this 1074-nucleotide messenger RNA. RefSeq names its product serum response factor-like. The record is from RefSeq and is a predicted model, not a curated record. Lineage: Eukaryota; Metazoa; Chordata; Actinopteri; Cypriniformes; Cyprinidae. Bases 53 to 562 code for a protein of 169 amino acids. The transcript is spliced from 4 exons.